UCCGAUUCCAAUUUUGAACCAUUUCCCUCUUAAAAAUCCUGGCUACACUCCUGAUUAUAAAUAAUGUCAUUUUUUUAAUUUCGCCUCUUUACCAUAUUUCGGGGCUAUAUUGUUGUCAGAUUUUAUCUGAGCUGUUAUCGCUUCUUUGAACUGUUACAAAAUUUUGAGUUCGUAUUUGAAAAGUAUUCGAAUAGCUCGCGGAGCCCCUGGGUUUCUCUCGCGGAGCCCUGGGGCUCCGUACAGAGCACUUUGAGAACCUAUGCCUUAUGGUGACAAAUAUUGGAUCUUGUAAUUUAUGAACGGUCACAGUGUUAGAAAAAAAUAGCAGAACUCUGUAAAUGAAGUUAACAAAUUCCAGAAUUCAGAUAUGUAUCAUGCCACUGAUUUCAAGUUUUCUAAAGACCCGAAACAAGCAAGAAAGAUCAAUUCUGAUCUGAAUAAUCCCAAAACAAAAUAUGAUGGUUUGGUGAGACUUAACAAGCUUCUUGACUUAUGUGAUGAAAAUAUUAUUUCGGAUAAUGCGGCAACAUGGAUUAAGUCACUGCCUCAUAUAAUUCUCCAAGUCCAUGAUGUUUCAACCACAAGACAACUUGCUGCAGAAAAUUUCAGCUUACUUCUCAGUCAAUCUUGUCAAAUUCCAUCAGUUUCGAGGGAAAUUUCAUCAACGUUGAUACCAACAACAUUAACAAGUUUAUUGCAAGCAAAUGGCAAAGAUGGUCCAGUUGUUUCUGCAAUUUACUCUAUUCUGAUCAACUAUCCGACAUCAUGUGCCGAUUUAAGAUCUAGGAUCGUAAAGUUUGUGAUGUCCUUGAUGAUGUCACCUAUCAGGAAUAAGAGACGAAAUGCAAUAGAAUGCUGGGCUCAGGUUCCUUUUCUUGGUGGUGGAGGUUCACAAAGAUCAACACAUGCACAACAAUGGCAAAAUCAACUUGAUCAAACUAUCCAAUCAUUAAAAUUUUCAUUUCGUUUGUACAUGGGAGAAGAUCGUGAAGAUGUUUCAGACCCAUGUGUUGGGAGCCUCUCGCUCCCUUUUUUGCAACUUCCUAAUACAGAACCAGAGCUUUCAGAUGUCUUGAUACAAAGAAUUUGCACUUUAUUUGAAUGUCUUCAGGCACUGAUGAAUGUUGAUUUUCGAGCAGUUGUACAAAUUCCAAUCAAGUCAAUUAUGACAACUUUGUUUGAUGUUCUUGAUAUUAUUCCGUCACAACUGGGAAAUACAUCUGAAAUGUUGCAUCGUGCUUCAUUCAUACCUCUUAUUCAAGGGACUGCUUUACAGCUGUUUGGGAAACUAACUCAUAUUUGUAACCGGAACCUAUGUCAAUAUUCGUCAAGAGUUAAUAGAACUUUAUAUUCUUUGCUUGAUUUGUGGAAAGACAAAUCACCUGUUCACGGAAAAAAUAAAAAAUACAAUUUAAUAAGGACUCAAGUAUAUACAGCUAUAUUGGAAUGGAUAAAGAACUGCGGAGUAACAUGUAGAUUCUUAUGUGGACCUAAUCAUCUUAACCAGAUUGUUUUGAAACAUAUUAUCGAUGAUUUCAUUCCUAUGAGUAAUACUCUGAAGGUUACCAAUGCCACAGUUCAAACUAACAAUAGCAAGAAAGCAAAAAAACGAAGACUAAAUGAAGCAUCACAAGAAUUACUUCACAGCUCAUCUUGUGAUAGAAUUCGCAAUCCUAAAGUUAAUUUACAGCUUUGCACGAGUACUUUGAAAGUGAUAUUGGAAGCCAUUAGCACACUCGGCCAUCGCCUAUUCAGUGAAAUGCACAGAUUAUUGCAGGAAAAUAUUAUAAUCAUUGUAUUAAAAUUACAACAAGGGGAAGUAAUGGAUCCAUACACAAGAUGUUCUGCGCCUCGUUUGUUGCUGUAUAAAGUACUGCUUGCACUAACUUUGUCUCCACCACUCAGUGUAGCACCGCCUACUGCUCUGGUGGUGAAAAUAUUUUCAUUCGCAUUGUCAAACGAAAAAAUUCCUGAAAUAAAAAGUUUUUGUACUGAGGGAAUAUCAAGCUUAAAUGUUGUUAUUCACCCUUGGAGGAACUCAUGGCAUAUAUGUUCAUCUAAUAACAAUGAAAGUAGUGAAAAGCAGGAUCUCAUUAAAAUAGCUCCCAUUAUUGAACCAAUGAAUAUAGAGCAUAUUGAAUCUGAUAUUGAUGAAGAAAAUGAUGAAUGCGAGGAAAAUGGAGAUCAAGAUCUUGGUGACAAUGUUGAGAUGAAAGAGCGUACCUACCAGAAUGGCAUGAGUGAAGAAAAAUCUGAGACUGAGUAUCUUAAAAAUUUUGUGCAUACGCAAGAAGCUUUUUCACUGGAAAAACUAGCCACUAAAGUAAGCAUUGCACAAGCAGAAGAUGUCUCAAAUAAUGAAGCGAUUGGAGCGAUAAACUGUGACAUCGCUAUAGAGAAUAUAGUCGAUGAUGAUGAUUUUGUACAAAGGAGUGAACAAACUGCAAAACCUGCUGAUCUACAAAACAAUACAAGAACAACUUUCCAUUUACCUAAGGUUAACUCAUCAGGAAAUGAUGGUAUUAAUGCAAGUGUGACUGUGGCGAAUAUGGAGGAGUGCGGUGUUGAAGAUAUGGAAGAAGUCAAUAAAAUGCUUCUUGAUUUUGUUGAUGCUUCACCAGAUGAAGAUGAAUGAGUCACAUCAUCUAACUACGAAAGCACAGGUGUACACUCUCUUCCCAGGACCAGUUUAUGGACCCGUUGUUUUCAUUAUCUAUGAACUAAUCAUUGUUCUGGGGAUGUGUGAAUCUAACGAAGCCUGGUUCAGUGAAACAUGCACUACAUAGUUAUUUACCAUGCCUUGAUAUGGAACAGUGAUUUCAACCAGUGUUUCAUAAACGACAUUCAGAUGUUCAGUGUCAAAUGGUUGUUUCUCACUUUUUUUCUGUUUGACAUAUUUAUGAUAACGAAAUAAAAAAGGUAGAAAUGGAAAAUUCACUGAGCACAUAUUUGGUUUAUAAUGAGUCUGUUAUUUGAUAACAAGAAUACGCAGUGCGAACUGUGAAUCUCGUUUCAAGGUUUUAUUCAGAUUUAUCGGUAGUGGCAGUUUGCCAAUGUUUUGAAUGAUGAAUAGAAAAAUUAAAACGUCGGGAAUUGAGAA
Messenger RNA from Styela clava, 3100 nucleotides. Its product is annotated as proline-, glutamic acid- and leucine-rich protein 1-like. Gene Ontology annotation, biological process: rRNA processing. Lineage: Eukaryota; Metazoa; Chordata; Ascidiacea; Stolidobranchia; Styelidae. Gene Ontology annotation, cellular component: nucleus. The record is from RefSeq and is a predicted model, not a curated record.